AUGGACCGCAACACAUUCGGUCGUCUAUGUACUUUGCUACGUGAGUUAGGGGGGUUAACAGAUGGAAGGUAUAUUAAGGUCGAAGAGCAAGUGGCAAUGUUUUUAUCCAUUCUAGCACACCACAAAAAAAAUAGGGUUGUUAGGUUCGAUUUCAUCCGGUCUGGUCAAACUGUGUCAAGAUUCGUGCAUCUCGUGCUGAAAGCAGUUAUCAAAUUGCACGAAGUUUUAUUCAUCAAACUCGUUCCCGUUCCAGACGAUUGUGCGGAUAGCAGAUGGCGAUGGUUCAAGGGCUGUUUGGGUGCUCUUGAUGGCACGUAUAUAAACGUCAUGGUGAGCAAUGCUGACAAGCCUAGGUACCGGACACGGAAAGGGCAGAUUUCUACUAACACACUCGCUGUUUGUGAUCGUAAUAUGAAGUUUGUCUACGUUUUGCCUGGUUGGGAGGGUUCGACAGCUGAUUCGAGAAUAUUGCGCGAUGCCCUCGUACGAGUUAAUGGGCUGAGAGUGCCUAAAGGAAACUAUUGUCUAGCAGACAACGGGUACGCCAACAGCGAGGGGUUUUUAACUCCGUACAAGGGUGUACGAUACCAUCUUAAGGAAUGGGGACCGAACACAGCCCGACCGCAGAAUGCAAUGGAGUUAUUCAACCUAAGGCAUUCGAAGGCACGAAACGUUAUUGAACGUGCCUUUGGAAUCAUGAAAAUGCGUUGGGGGAUAUUGAGAAGUGCAACCUUUUAUCCCGUGAAGACUCAGAAUGAUGCUGAGAUUGAGGGCGAUUUCAUCGAUGUAAUCGAGUCCUCUCCGGCCUGGAAUGCAGAGCGAGAUGCAAUUGCACAAUCCAUGUGGAACAAUUAUGCGAACAACAUUUGA
Salvia miltiorrhiza (redroot sage) is the source of this 870-nucleotide messenger RNA. RefSeq lists its product as uncharacterized. The record is from RefSeq and is a predicted model, not a curated record. NCBI's taxonomy places the organism in Eukaryota, Viridiplantae, Streptophyta, Magnoliopsida, Lamiales, Lamiaceae. The transcript is spliced from 4 exons. The coding region runs from base 1 to 870 and encodes 289 amino acids.